Messenger RNA from Aedes albopictus (Asian tiger mosquito), 1737 nucleotides. Its product is annotated as probable cytochrome P450 9f2. The coding region runs from base 59 to 1669 and encodes 536 amino acids. The transcript is spliced from 2 exons. The record is from RefSeq and is a predicted model, not a curated record. Gene Ontology annotation, molecular function: oxidoreductase activity, acting on paired donors, with incorporation or reduction of molecular oxygen; heme binding; monooxygenase activity. NCBI's taxonomy places the organism in Eukaryota, Metazoa, Arthropoda, Insecta, Diptera, Culicidae.
UCUUCGCGCUAUCAGCCAGCGCCACUGGACCGCAGUUUCGUAUCGUAUUCCGACCAGAAUGGAGGUCAAUGUGAUGUACCUGGCCGUGGUACUGGCCGUAGUUGCCUACCUGUACCGUUGGAUAACGCGCAACAAUGGCUACUUUCACGACAAACCGAUCCCGUCGAUGGCCGUUACGCCGUUUUUCGGCGUUUCAGCACCGUUGCUGCUGCGGAAGGUCACGUUCCCCGAUUUUAUCGAGACGUUGUACAACAAGUACCCCGGAGUGAAAGUAUUCGGAAUGUUCGAAACGAUCACUCCGUUCUUCAUGAUCCGCGAUCCGGAACUGAUCAAGCAGAUCGCCAUCAAGGACUUCGAUCACUUUGUGGACCAUCGGCCGACGUUCGGGCUGUUCGACGACGAGAGUGCCGAGCACCCGAAUGCCCUCUUCCGGAAGACUCUGUUCUCGAUGACCGGCCAGCGGUGGAAGGAGAUGCGGGCGACGUUGAGUCCGGCCUUCACCGGGAGCAAGAUGCGGCUGAUGUUCUCGUUGAUGGGCGAAAGCUUCGACGCGAUGGUUGAUCAUUACGCGAAGAAGGCGGGGGCUUCGGGUCGGGUAGAGGUCGAAGUCAAGGACAUGAUCAGUCGCGUCAGUAUCAAUAUUAUUGCGUCGUGCGCGUUUGGGAUCAAGGUGGAUUGUUUCAAGGAACAGGAUCAUGAGUUCUUGUACCACGGUAGGAGGAUGAUGGAUUUUGGAAGGCCGAUUGUGAUUGCAAGGUUGAUGGCCAUGCGUAUUUUCCCGAAAUUGUCUUCGAGGUUGGGCCUUGAUCUGCUGGAUACGGAGCAAGCGGAGUAUUUCACCAAGGUGUUCCAGGAGACGAUCAAGGCUCGUGAAAGUCAUGGGGUCGUUCGCAACGAUAUGAUCGAUCUGCUGUUGCAGGCUCGCAAGGGUACGCUGAAGUUCCAGGAAGAGAAGGAUGAUCAGGAAGGGUUCGCUACGGUUCAGGAGUCGGACGUGGGCAAAGUGGACGUGUCGAAGAGUAUGUCCGAAGCGGAAAUGAUUGCGCAGUGUUUGGUGUUCUUCCUCGGCGGUUUCGAUACGGUGUCGUCCUGUGCCAUGUUCACGGUGUAUGAGCUGGUUCGCAAUCCGGAAGUUCAACAGAAGCUGUAUGAGGAGGUGCUGGAGACGAGCAAAGAGCUCAACGGAAAACCCUUGAGCUAUGACGCGCUGCAGAAGAUGAAGUACAUGGACAUGGUGGUGUCGGAAACUCUGCGGCUGUGGCCCUUGGCACCGGCUACGGAUCGUCUGUGCACUAAGGACUAUACGAUCGAUGAUGGUCAGGGUGUGCGAUACACGAUCGAUAAGGGAACGUGCGUUUGGUUCCCGGCGGCUGGACUGCAUCGUGAUCCGCAGUACUUCCCCAAUCCGGAGAGGUUCGAUCCGGAGCGGUUCAACGAUGAAAACAAGCGGAACAUCAAUCUGGGAGCUUACAUUCCGUUCGGUAUCGGUCCGAGGAACUGCAUUGGGUCCCGGUUUGCGUUGAUGGAGGUCAAGGCCGUUAUGUAUUUCUUGCUGCUUAAGUUUUCGAUCGUUCGGGGACCGAACACCCAGAUUCCGCUGCAGCUUCGGAAAGGGUUCACCAAUUUGGGCCCGGAGAAGGGAUUGUACGUGGAAUUGAAAUUAAGAUAAGUAAAUGCUAAGAAUUGAAGAAAAAUGUUUUGAAAAGUUGAAAUAAAGCUCGUCUUAUUAACCUUGAA